Molecule: messenger RNA, 1011 nt
Organism: Penicillium paradoxum
Lineage: Eukaryota; Fungi; Ascomycota; Eurotiomycetes; Eurotiales; Aspergillaceae
Exons: 5
Coding region: 1-1011 (336 amino acids)
Biological process (GO): transmembrane transport
Molecular function (GO): transmembrane transporter activity
Source: RefSeq, a predicted model, not a curated record
AUGUCACCGGCGCAGGCGCCUUUACCUGUUUCUGCACCUGAUCUGAUGGGCCCGCAAAAAGCGGAAAGCGCGCUUGAGCAGUCGGGGACGUCGAAGUCGAAUUACAAGGGUUUUGUUGCGGGUGUGUUCUCGGGUAUUGCGAAGCUGAGUGUUGGGCACCCAUUUGAUACCGUCAAGGUUCGUCUACAAACUAGCAAAGAUGUACAGUUCCGCGGACCGAUGGACUGCACGCUGCAGACUUUGCGAAAGGAAGGUGUACGCGGGUUUUACAAGGGAGCUACACCGCCGCUGGUCGGAUGGAUGGUGAUGGACUCUGUCAUGUUGGGUUCUUUGACUCUCUACCGUCGAUUACUACUUGAAAACGUCUUCUCGAAACCUCACAUCCGCCCUUACCUCCCUUUCACACGCUGGCAGCCAGACCUAGCAACCCUCCCUAGUUUCGGGCAUGGAAUUGCCGGUAUUAUGGCUGGUACGACAGUCAGCUUCAUCGCAGCCCCAGUCGAGCACGUUAAGGCUCGCCUGCAGGUGCAGUACGCCGCGGACAAAUCGAAGCGUAUGUACAGCGGACCGAUCGACUGUCUCCGCAAGAUGAUGCGCACGCACGGUAUUCGUGGCUUGUACCGCGGACUUUGGGCAACAGUCUUCUUCCGCUCAUUUUUCUUCUUUUGGUGGGGCUCUUACGACAUCCUUACUCGCUACUUCAAAAAUAACACCACGAUGUCUGCGCCUGCCAUCAAUUUCUGGGCUGGCGGUAUCUCUGCCCAGUGCUUCUGGAUGUUUUCCUACCCGUCCGAUGUUGUCAAGCAGCGUCUUAUGACCGACCCCAUGGGCGGCGCGCUGAAUGACGGCAAACGACAGUUCCGCGGCUGGAAGGAUGCUGCGGUCGCCGUGUGGCGUGAACGUGGGUGGAGAGGGUACUGGCGGGGCUUUAUGCCGUGUUUCCUCAGGGCGUUCCCGGCGAAUGCAAUGGCCCUGGUUGCAUUCGAGGGUGUAAUGCGUACCUUGCCCUAA